AAGGGUAAAACGCAAAGGAAAAAAAGAAAAUCCUCCUUGAGGAGAGGAGAGACAGAGAGAGGGGCCAGACGGGCACGGGGUCUGGUCUUUUGCUUGCGUAACAAUCAAGAAUAAUUAAGCUCUCUCUGUCCUUCUCCUCUCUGAUGAGAUCUUUCAUGUCAGCAUGGCGCAAUCAGAACAACAACAACAACACCACCACCACCACCAACCACCUGCAAAGCCAACCCAAUCGUCCAACCCUUUCAACCCACAGAUGACGACGAGCCCAAUCUCAGUCUCAGCUCCAAACCCAUCAUGGUUCUCCCCCAAAAGGUUGCUCGUAAUGCUCUGUACAAUUAACAUGAUAAAUUAUGUCGAUCGAGGAGCAAUAGCGAGCAAUGGUGUCAAUGGUAGUAUUGGGAUUUGUGAUGAUAGCGGAAUUUGCAGCGCGGGUAGCGGAAUUCAGGGAGAUUUUAAAUUGAGCAAUUUUCAAGAUGGUGUUCUUUCAUCUGCAUUUAUGGUUGGUCUUCUUAUGGCGUCACCCAUCUUUGCGUCCUUGGCAAAGAGCCACAAUCCUUUUAGGCUGAUUGGAGUUGGAUUAUCUGUUUGGACAUUUGCCACAGCUGGGUGUGGUAGUUCAAUUGAUUUUUGGACCAUUGCAAUAUGUCGUAUGCUGGUUGGAGUUGGUGAGGCAUCUUUCAUAAGUCUUGCCGCGCCGUUCAUUGAUGAUCAUGCUCCUGCACCUCAGAAAACGGCAUGGCUUGCAAUGUUUUACAUGUGUAUACCAACUGGAAUUGCUGUGGGCUAUGUUUAUGGCGGAUUUGUGGGAGACAAUUUCAGUUGGCGAUAUGCAUUCUGGGGAGAGGCAUUUUGUAUGCUUCCAUUUGCUGUCUUGGCUUUUGCGAUGAAUCCAUUGCAGUUGAAAGGUUUUGCUCCUGCUGAAUCAAGAAAGUUUUUGGAACCUAAUGAAACAACUAGUCCUUUAAUUGAAGGUUCAGAUGACUCAAACAUAAAUAGUUGCGUGAUAGUUUCCUCUGAUAAAGCUUCUAGGUCAAGCCCUGCAUCCAAAUCAUUGAACCAACUCUCAAGAUUCUCACAAGAUAUGAAAGAACUUUUGCGUGAUAAAGUUUAUGUUGUUAAUAUUUUAGGUUAUGUGUCAUACAACUUUGUCAUUGGAGCCUACUCAUACUGGGGGCCAAAGGCUGGUUAUAGCAUUUAUCGUAUGAGUAAUCCAGAUUUGUUGUUUGGUGGUAUUACAAUUGUUUGUGGAAUUCUGGGGACGUUAGCUGGAGGGCUCAUCCUUGAUUCGGUGAAUGCCACAAUUAAUAAUGCUUUUAAGCUUCUCUCUGGAGCAACAAUUCUAGGUGCAAUCUUUUGCUUCAGUGCCUUCUGUGUAAGGAGCUUGUAUUUUUUUGUAGUUCUUUUCUCAAUGGGGGAGCUACUUGUGUUUGCCACACAGGCUCCAGUUAAUUAUGUGUCUCUGCGAUGCGUGAAACCAAGUCUUAGGCCAUUGUCUAUGGCUGUCUCAACUGUUUCAAUCCACAUCUUUGGUGAUGUUCCUUCCUCACCUCUUGCUGGAAUCCUCCAGGACCAUGUUAACAAUUGGAGGGUAACAACUCUUGUUGUGACGUCUGUUCUGUUUUUUGCAUCAGGAAUAUGGUUCAUAGGGAUCUUCAUUAGCAAUUCAGACAAAUUUAAUGAAGAUGGUAAGGAAGAAGUCUCCACAGUUGAUAGAGCCACAAAAAAGCCUUUGUUUGAAGAGAACACAAUUGAGGGAGCCCAAGACUCUGGUGAAGCAUAAGUUUACUUUAGUGUAUUCAAGUUGCUUUUGCAUCUCGAAGCCCCAAUGUCUGGAGGAUGGUAUGAUGACAGAACCUCUGCAAAACAAACAAACCAAAAUUCGUCUCGAGAACUUUCAAGGUGGGAGUUGCAAUACUGUUUCUGCCUUUUUGCCGUUUCCAAAUUGAGCCCUCUCUGUCAAAUUGUAUGCCUGAAGUUAUUAUGUUACUCUUCUAAAUCAAAUUGCUGUCCACAGUUAGAUUUGUUGGAUUGCUAGUGAGUUGUGAGAAAAAGAAAUGUACAGUGAAACUAAACAAGCAGGAGCAUUACAGAGAUUCAAAUUCAGGAUACAUAUGUUUAUGUUGUUUGAGAUGCACAUUCCACUGUACAGUGUGUUCAACAAUGAUGUAAAUAUUUGCUGUUUUCUAGCAUUUCAAUAGAAAAACAGAAACAUUGAUGUUUAUGAAAGAUUGUCUUUCUUUCCUA
Prunus persica (peach) is the source of this 2244-nucleotide messenger RNA. RefSeq names its product probable sphingolipid transporter spinster homolog 2. The coding region runs from base 164 to 1780 and encodes 538 amino acids. NCBI's taxonomy places the organism in Eukaryota, Viridiplantae, Streptophyta, Magnoliopsida, Rosales, Rosaceae. Gene Ontology annotation, molecular function: transmembrane transporter activity. Gene Ontology annotation, biological process: transmembrane transport. Gene Ontology annotation, cellular component: membrane. The record is from RefSeq and is a predicted model, not a curated record. The transcript has 17 exons.